GAAGGCGGAGGCGGCCUUGUUCGGCUGCGCUUCGGCAUUCCCAACCGCCGCACCUCGGAGCCUGGCAGCCAUACUCUUCCGCGGGAGGCAGCCAGAAGGGCAGCGACAGCGAGGCCGGGCCUCGUCCGCCUCCGCUUGUUUUUUCCCCCUCAGAACAAACGGCGGCCUGGCUGGACUGGACUCACUGACUGACUGACGCACGACGCGGAGAUGAUGCCGAUGAUAUUAACUGUGUUCCUGAGCAACAAUGAACAAAUUUUGACUGAAGUGCCAAUUACACCUGAAACAACUUGUCGAGAUGUUGUGGAAUUUUGCAAAGAACCAGGAGAAGGCAGUUGUCAUUUAUCUGAAGUAUGGCGAGGAAAUGAACGGCACAUACCUUUUGAUCACAUGAUGUAUGACCAUCUACAGAAGUGGGGACCUCGAAGAGAGGAAGUGAAGUUUUUCCUUCGACAUGAAGAAUCCCCAGUAGAAAGCAAUGAACAAGGCCGUCAGACUCAAAAUCAAAGAAACGGAAUCAGUAUACCUGUGGAGAAACGUGCUGAAAAUGGGGUUGGGAAUCCACGUGUUGAACUCACACUUUCAGAACUUCAGGAUAUGGCUGCCAGGCAACAGCAGCAAAUUGAAAAUCAGCAACAAAUGUUGGUUGCCAAGGAACAGCGUCUACGUUAUCUCAAACAACAAGAACGCCGUCAACAACAGUCAGUGUCUGAAAGUGAAAAGCUUCAGAAACUUAAAGAGCGAGUGGAGACCCAGGAGACAAAGCUGAAAAAAAUACGUGCCAUGAGAGGGCAGGUGGAUUACAGCAAGAUUAUGAACGGCAAUUUGUCUACUGAAAUCGAACACAUCAGUGCCAUGUUCCAGGAAAAGCAACAAGAACUCCAAGCUGCAGUAUUAAAAGUAGACCAACUUACUCAGCAGCUUGAAGACCUGAGGAAAGGAAAGUUGAAUGGUUUCCAGUCUUACAAUGGACAGAUGACCGGACCUGCGGCUGUAGAAUUAAAGAAGUUGUACCAAGAGUUGCAGAUUCGUAACAGGCUUAACCAGGAACAAAACACCAAGCUACAGCAACAGAAAGAGUUGCUGAACAAACGUAACAUGGAAGUGGCUAUGAUGGACAAGCGCAUCAACGAGCUCCGUGACCGCCUAUACAAGAAAAAAGUUGAGGCACGUCAAAAAGAAAACAUCCCUUUAAAUCGGAUAAAUGGAACAUCCUCACCUCAGUCAUCAUUGAAUGCUUCAGGCAGAGUGGCAGCUGUGGGGCCCUACAUUCAAGUUCCUAAUUCCAGCAGUUAUAAUGUGCCGGUUGACCCAGUGAAGCCACAGUCUCUCACCAUUACCACCAAUGUAACUCAUGGAAGAUCUAAAUCUGAUACAGACUUUGGGUGUGUGAAAAAAUCUCCAGCUCCCUGGAAGAUUUCUGAUUUAGACAUUAUAGUGGAUCCUAUUCUGUCACCUCCCUCUCUUCAAUCUGCUGUUCACAAUAUCAGCCAUUCGGCAUCUACUCUUUCUGAGAUCCUGAACUCUAAUGAUGGAACCUGGCCAGCCCUUAAACAGAGUUCUCCUGUGGUAAAGCCCCCACAAAUCCCCAGUGCAGACUGGAAGGACUCAAACAUGGAUGCUGCUUUGAAGCAGGGGACUAUAUCUACUCAGCCACUGUCGUCUUCGGGAUUAGGAAGCACUGAUAAACUGGGUCUUGAUAUGGGGAAAGUGCCACCAACCAUCCCUGGAGUAAAUAAGCAGUUGCCUCAAAAUUACGGGACCUAUCCGAGUGCUGUUCCUUUAGGAACAAGUUCUACCAAUUCCCUGGAGAGGCGAAAGGACGGUAGCCUGCCAAGGCCUGGCUCCACAGCAGCAAACCGGCAAAGGCCUGUGCCGUUGCCUCCAGCAAGCAACAUUCAUCAGCCCAGCUCCUCACAACAAAUACAGCAGAGGAUAUCCGUGCCUCCAAGCCCUACAUAUCAGCCUUCUGGUGCUCCACUGUUUCCAGGAGGCGAUGGCAGGCCUGAUCUCCCUUUAACUGUAGCCAUCAGGCCUUUUCUAGCCGACAAGAGCUCAAGGCCCCAGUCUCCUAGGAAAGGGCCCCAAACGGUGAACUCCAGUUCCAUCUAUUCGAUGUAUCUUCAGCAAGCGACUCCACCAAAGAACUACCAGCAAGCUGUCUACAAUACUCUAAACAAAUCAGUCAAAGCAGUUUAUGGGAAGCCAGUUGUACAGUCUGGUUCGACUUCUCCUUCCCCAUUACCCUUCCUCCAUGGAUCUUCUCCGGUCAACGCAUCCCAGCCUCCGCCUCCAAAUGAGUAUAUUGAGAAAGACCAAGAGGUGGAAAACACGGCACCUGCUGGUGAUAACAGCAAUGUAGAAAACAUCCCUCGCCCCCUCAGCCCCACCAAGCUCACCCCCAUCGUCCAUUCUCCCCUUCGCUACCAAAGCGAUGCCGACCUGGAGGCUCUUCGCAGGAAACUUGCUAACGCUCCCCGGCCCCUGAAGAAGCGGAGUUCUAUCACCGAACCGGAAGGCCCCAGCGGACCAAACAUCCAGAAGCUAUUAUACCAACGCUUUAAUACCCUGGCGGGAGGGAUAGAAGGCGCCCCAUUUUAUCAGCCAGGAAACUCACAGGACUUUAUAGGCACCUUAGCCGAUGUUGACAACGGAAACACCAACACCAAUGGCAAUAUUGAGGAGCCAGUUUCAGUGCCCUCAACGGCUCCUCUGCCUGAUGAGUCUUCGUCGGAUGCUAACGACAAUGAAUUGCCCUCUCCUGAAAUUGAAGAGCUGAUCAGCGUAGAAACCACAAAUCAAACAUCUGAAACAACUGAGGAUGAUAACAACAACAACAACCCUGCGGUAGCCCCUUCUGUGGAGCGGCCACCAAGCCCAACCCCUGAGGCCAAUUCCCCAGAAGAAGAAGAAGUCCAACUGCCUCCUGAUCUCCCACCUCCACCUCCUCCUCCACUUCCUCUGAUCAAAAGAACCAACCUGAAGAAACCCAACUCGGAGAGAACUGGCCAUAGCUUGAGGGUGAAGUUCAAUCCCUUGGCCCUAUUGCUGGAUGCUUCCCUGGAAGGAGAGUUUGAUCUGGUGCAGCGGAUCAUCUAUGAGGUUGAUGACCCCAGCAAACCGAAUGAUGAAGGAAUCACCCCUCUGCAUAAUGCAGUGUGCGCUGGCCAUCACCAUAUUGUUAAGUUCCUAUUGGACUUUGGUGUCAACGUGAAUGCAGCAGACAGUGAUGGAUGGACUCCUUUGCACUGUGCUGCCUCUUGCAACAGUGUUCAUCUUUGUAAGCUUCUUGUUGAAUCUGGAGCAGCCAUUUUUGCUUCAACUAUAAGCGACAUAGAAACUGCAGCAGAUAAGUGUGAGGAGAUGGAAGAAGGCUAUAUUCAGUGCUCUCAGUUCCUAUAUGGUGUGCAGGAGAAGUUGGGGGUCAUGAACAAAGGUGUAGUGUAUGCACUGUGGAAUUACGAAGCUCAGAACAAUGACGAGUUGUCAUUCCACGAAGGCGAUGCCAUUACCAUCCUGAGGCGCAAGGAUGACAAUGAGACGGACUGGUGGUGGGCACGCCUCAACGAGAAGGAAGGCUACGUGCCCAAAAAUCUCUUGGGGUUAUACCCAAGGAUCAAACCUAGGCAACGAACUCUGGCCUGAAUCCCACUCUUUGGCAAUACAGUAUAUCUUGCUGGUAACUGGAAGAUGAAAGUAUACACUGGAUACAUUUUCAAUUACAUUUCACCAGAAGUUAAGCUAUACUUGUUUUAAAUGGUGCUCUUGUUUCAUAUAAUGGACCGCGUUUGAGGUUUUUCGAUCUGCAAUUCGUAAGUGAGAUCUGCUUUAUGUCAUCCCGCCCGGUCUCUGGGCGAGGCGCUCCAACGCAGCCGACAGUGUUUCUGCCAACCGAACUUUAAAACCGUGCGCUCAAUGUUAAAACCUUUGCAAAACGCAGAUAUGCUCUCUGAUCAGUCGUAGUCCGCAGUAACUGUCCUGACAUGUCAAGAUGUUUAUUAUUAAAAUUGUCAACUGAGUGUUGCAUUUGCUGUGUAAAUCCUUCAAAGCUCUCAGCAACAGUUGACAUCUGGGAGUUACCAACCGUCUUCUGGAAGGAAAGGUGUUACUGAUAUAUGACAAGAAAAGCAUCAAGGAUGAGUAGAUUUUGCACACCUCUCAAAACCGCACUCGUUCCUUCACGUGAUUUUUUUUCUUGCUAUUUUCUGCUUACAGCACCAGUUUCCCCCGUAUUCCGUUAUGCUUUCUUUUUUUUCAUAUUAAUGCCCUGAAUUCCAUCUUCUGGAUAAACCUGCAUUCAGAUUGAAGGGAAUCUGUAUGUCUAUAUGGAAGGAAAGUGCAAUAGUUGGGAAGGGUAAGAGUCAGGUUAGACAAAAGCUCAGCGGGGUUCACUUUGAGAACCUUUAAAUCUUAUCUGUGAGUGACUGAAGGAUUGACUAAAAAGGCCAGAUUGGUUGUGAAGAGUGAAGGGGAGAAAGAAGAGACUUUUGGGAAAGACGACGACUUGCUGUUUGAGGCAGAACGGCAUCUCUGUGGUUCUUGACAGCCCUGCGCCCGAUGCCAGGGUCAGUAAUGCAAUAACUUGAUCCACUAUCUAGUUUCAAGCAAAACUACAAAAAAGCACUUCACUGGAAUAGAAAAUUGUACAUGGUUUUAUAUAAAGAAGUCUAUUUUGAAUUCCCCGUUAUGUUGUAGCCAUACAUGUUUUAUAAUUUCCUCCCUGUAAACUGUAGGCCAAGUGUCCAUUCUCCAUGUACACAUUUUGUGCAUAAUUUAUAUCCAUCGAUGCAGUGCUGUAAUUUGCUUUUACCACUGUUUUAGCAUUAAUUGUAUAUAUUGUGGUGAUAAGAAGUGAAAAGGGUAUUGUAAAAGAAUAUUUGCUAAAUGACUGUGAGUGAAAAGCCUACGAGACACUGCUCAUCCAGUGUGCACAAUAAAACUACUGCUAAGGUA
Anolis sagrei ordinatus is the source of this 4953-nucleotide messenger RNA. RefSeq names its product protein phosphatase 1 regulatory subunit 13B (gene PPP1R13B). Gene Ontology annotation, biological process: negative regulation of cell cycle; regulation of apoptotic process; apoptotic process. The record is from RefSeq and is a predicted model, not a curated record. Lineage: Eukaryota; Metazoa; Chordata; Lepidosauria; Squamata; Anolidae. Gene Ontology annotation, molecular function: transcription factor binding; p53 binding. Gene Ontology annotation, cellular component: nucleus.